GAGGUUAGUUUUCGGGCGUCAGCAGUAAACGUUGCAUCGUCAACAACCUUCCCGACAACUCAUCACUCAAUGUCUUUUCUUUUCGUGGCUCGUGCUGUUACUUUGUGACCACGUUGUUAAUCAUAUUUUCGACAAAAUGCCGAGUUCACUGACGCUCAAAGAUGUUGACCAACAGAAAUUUGUCACAGCUUUUGCUGCUUUCCUUAAAAAAUCAGGAAAGCUGAAGGUGCCUGCCUGGGUAGAUGUAGUGAAAACAGGAAAACACAAGGAACUAGCUCCUUUUGACAGAGAUUGGUACUACACAAGAUGCGCAGCUGUCCUGAGGCACAUUUACUUCAGGUCGCCUGUAGGAACCAAAACUGUCUGCAAAAUCUUUGGAGGACGCAAACGUAAUGGUGUUUGCCCUUCACACUUCUGCCCUAGCGCUGGCAGCGUAGCUCGUAAGGCCCUGCAGUCCCUGGAAGAUUGCAAAUUGAUCGAAAAAGUCGAAAAGGGACGAAGAAUCACUCCAUCAGGCCAAAGGGAUGUUGACAGGAUUGCCGGAAAAGUUCGAACGGAGAUUAAGAAGAAGAAAUUCCUCCACCAGCAGAAGACAUCCGGCAUCAAAGUUGCCAUUCCUGGAACCAUCGAUGCUUAAGCUUAUCCUCUUUUUUAUUUGUAAUUAAGACCUAAAAAUUUUUAAUAAAAUAAACACAAAAAUUGUUUUCUUAA
Bemisia tabaci is the source of this 711-nucleotide messenger RNA. RefSeq names its product small ribosomal subunit protein eS19. The record is from RefSeq and is a predicted model, not a curated record. Gene Ontology annotation, molecular function: structural constituent of ribosome; RNA binding. NCBI's taxonomy places the organism in Eukaryota, Metazoa, Arthropoda, Insecta, Hemiptera, Aleyrodidae. Gene Ontology annotation, biological process: ribosomal small subunit assembly; translation. Gene Ontology annotation, cellular component: cytosolic small ribosomal subunit; ribosome.